GGACAUGUUUGCGACAAGAGUCAAGAAGUCACAAGGCAAGCGGCGCCGCGACGUGGAUGAGGAUGGCGACGACGACGCACAUGAAGGAGAUGUGACCGUUCCUAUUCCGUCGGAUGCUCGGAAGAAACUCAACACAUUCUCGUCCUCGUCGAAGAAGGCCAACUCGCAGGAAGUCAUGGAUGCUCGGUUCCAAACGUCCACUCGACAAUCCGUCCGUCAGGCGUAUGCAGGGGAUGCCACGUAUGAAUCUCAAAUCGACACGGAACAAGACAAGGAUGCACGAGCGAUCUUGGAAAAGAACAUCAAGCUGAACGCCGACGGCAACGACCUCAGUGGCAAGAUCUACCAAGGGCAAGCAGGGUACAAGAACUACGCGACCAAGAAGGAGGCUUCCAUCGGCAUGAACAAGUACACGGGAACCCAAGGCCCGAUCCGAGCGCAGACGUGGGCGCGGUCGAUCUGUCGGUUCGAUUACGCGCCUGACAUUUGCAAGGACUACAAGGAGACAGGGUUUUGCGGCUAUGGCGACAACUGUAAGUUCAUGCACGAUCGCGGCGAUUACAAAAGUGGAUGGCAAAUCGACAAGGAAUGGGACGAGAAGGAACGCAAGAAGAAGCAAGCGCUGCAGGGUCGAGAGCCCAAAGAUGGCCUUGGUGAGGAUGGGGACUCGGACGACGACAAGUACCUGAUCAAGAGCGAAGACGACGAGCAGUUUGCAUGCACUAUUUGCCGCAACCCGUUCACGAACGCCGUGGAAACCAUGUCCGUGGAUUUGUGGAUUUUGGCUUUUUAGGACCAUUUUUAGCUAAAUUUUUGGUGUUUUGUGUAAUAUGUAGUUGUGGGCACUUUUUCUGUGAAAAAUGUGCGCUCAAGCGAUACAAAAAGUCGUCGCUGUGUUUCAACUGCAAACGACAAACCAAUGGAGUGUUUAACGUUGCCAAGAGCUUGCGAGAAAAGGAAAAGGAGCGAGUGCUUGAAGAGAUGAAUAGUGCUCGUGAUGGCAGCGACAAUGACGACGAAUGACCUUGUAACUCUAAUCCAGGAACAUUCACGCAUUAUAUUCAAGCAAAGCUAUGGAGAUACCGUACAGUACAAACUUGUAGCUGC
Messenger RNA from Aphanomyces astaci, 1107 nucleotides. RefSeq lists its product as hypothetical. The transcript is spliced from 4 exons. Gene Ontology annotation, biological process: snoRNA splicing. The record is from RefSeq and is a predicted model, not a curated record. Gene Ontology annotation, cellular component: U2-type spliceosomal complex. NCBI's taxonomy places the organism in Eukaryota, Oomycota, Saprolegniomycetes, Saprolegniales, Verrucalvaceae. Bases 5 to 793 code for a protein of 262 amino acids. Gene Ontology annotation, molecular function: metal ion binding.